AUGGCGGAAGUAGAGAGCUCCACGGUGGACGACUCGUUCGCUCACUCCGAAGCCCCGGAGGAACAGCCCACGCACAGCACGGUCAGCGCGACGGUCGGCACCAGACGUCAGGCCAAUGGAACUAUCGGUUCAGUCUACUCCGGGAAUAAGAUCAAGCAUCUCAAGAAGGAGGAUGGUAUCCCCCUAUGGCGCAAGGACAUCCAGUACCAGUUUUUGAAGCUAGUCUUCGAGGACAAGACUCCGGUCUUCACCCGGUACCCUGAUGGGAAGAAGGGCUGCGACUUCGCGGAUAUCUACAUCGAUGCCAUGGCGAGGAGCAGUAAGACGAGCAAGAUCCUCAAGGACAAACUGCAGAGCGAUAAGCAGGCCGCCAUCAACAUGGCCAUGGUCUGUCUGUUGGUCAACUUUGGCAGGAUGAACACGACCCUCAACUUCUUCCCAGAGAUGCGCGCCCAGCUGCGAACCUACCAUUCGAUUCCGUCCUUACAGGCGCACCAGGACCCCAAUGCGUACAAGCAACUUCAAGAUGCGCCCCGUCUGAAGUCUAUCCUGAAGGGUGCAUCGGAGGACGUCGAUCAACCAAACACGAUCGAGAAAAUCAUGGAAAUGCCUGUGCCUCGUACCAAUCCGGUCCACCUGAUCUUCGUUCUGGCGCAGUUCGCUCCAAAGAUCUCCGAGAUGCACUUUUUCCCUCCCCGUGACUUCUUUGAUCUCGUCAUGCGCCACACGCUGAGCAGCAGGAGCCGCGCGAGGGCGUUCCUCUGGCUGAUGUGGUGGUAUCUGGAGAGCGACUUUACCCGCGAGGCGGCCCUGAACAAUCCCUUCGGACCUGGUCUCGACGGCGAAGGAACUGGAGGAUUACCCAUCAAGGUCCCUCCGUUUGAGAGUCUGACAGAGGAGCAGGCCAACGAGGAAAACGUAGACACGCCCGAGGAGAUCAGAUACGGAGAGGAAAAACGCCUGGAGCGCAAACGUAUUCUGGAAGAAGAUGAGCCUCUCCCGAGAGUGACUAAACGUUCUAAGAAAGAUUACGGCUAUGAUGACGACAUGGUAUCCGGUGACUUUGCUUCUGGUAAGCUAGCUCUGUUUCCGACGAUUCUUUCUUCACAGCUAUCUAAUGCCACAGCAGGACGUGGAGAUCGGCUCAGUCUGGGCGGCCGGGGUUCUGCCGCUUCUACUCCGAUGCAUGCAUCUGGCAGACGUCUCGACGAGGACGAGGACUGGGCAACGCCGGGGUCCGGUCGUGGACGCUACAAAAGGGUCAAGGGAGACUCUUCUGUUAGCCGGACCGCUGCUCAGCAACGCUUGAUCUUGAAAACCAAAAUGGACCAGACCCCAGACGCUGCGUCUCCGGCCCCUCCUGGAUCCGGCCAUCCCAUCCUUAACCAGUUUGUGACAGACCCCGCCAUCCCCUCUCAGAAUCCGCCAGCCCGCCGUCCUCGACCUCUCACGCAGCAUCAGCUGGCUGUUGAGCAGAAUCGCCGACAGCGUAUCGAGUAUCUCCUUGCUCAACGGAAGAACGAGACUUACCGGGUUCUGCGUGAACAACGACAAAGUGAGAUUCCUGUGGUCCGCUAUAAGCGUAUGCUUGAGAAACUCCCGGACGACUAUGAUACGGAUGAUGAGAACUCCUGGGGAAAGGGUGGAUUGAUCCCGAACCCGGAAGAACAAGAGGACUUUGGCGAAGCCGCACACUACUUUUUGUCGGUUGUUCGCAAGGCCGCGAGAAGACUGGACCGUUGGGACUGGGAGAAUGCAAAUGGACCCAAGAAAGAUCGGCAGAAAGCAAGGGAAGAACGCCGAAAGGCCUACCGGAGCGGAGCUCCUAUCAUCGGCCUGGGAGCAGCUCGUGCCACACCCAAAGUCAGCCGUGCCACCAAACCUGAGUCGUCUGCGACCGACGCUGCUGCGGCUUCAACCAAGACUGAUGUCGAACCAUCAUCACCCAUGCCUGCGGAUGACGUUGAGGGAGACGAGACUCUGGAUGACAUUGACAAGGAGCUUCUCGGUGAGAUGAGUGGCAACGAGGAAGCAGAAGACGAAGAUGCGACCCAGUUGGAGGGAGUGUCUGGAGUUCCUGAAUCAGACAUCCACGGAGAGAAUGGCUACGAUGAGAGCUUUGUCGCCGAAGGUGGCGCGGGUGACGGGGAAGAGGAGGAAGCAGAAGGCCUUUCCUCAGACAACGAUGAGGAGCAUGACGAUGAAGCUGAUGACGAGGAGCUGGACGAGGCGGAAGGCGAUGGUGAUGUGGAAGGCGAAGGAGGCGACAACUCGUCUACGUUCGAAGGGGGCAACGGCUAUGCAGCCAGCGACAGCUCCUCCGAGGCUGGUGGUGACCAUGAUGUGGACGUAGAGGAUGGUGUGGAAGGGGAAGUGGACAAUGAGGUUGACGAAGAUGAGGCCAUGGAAGAUCAGGAGGAGUGA
Messenger RNA from Rasamsonia emersonii CBS 393.64, 2424 nucleotides. Its product is annotated as INO80 chromatin remodeling complex. NCBI's taxonomy places the organism in Eukaryota, Fungi, Ascomycota, Eurotiomycetes, Eurotiales, Trichocomaceae. The coding region runs from base 1 to 2424 and encodes 807 amino acids. The record is from RefSeq and is a predicted model, not a curated record. The transcript has 5 exons. Gene Ontology annotation, cellular component: Ino80 complex.